AUGUUCUCGGUGCAGGAGGCGCUGCCCCGGGGGGGGGUCCCCAUGAAGGAGGAGCCGCUGAGCGCGGGGCUCCCCGCCGGCCGCUGGCUGCAGGGCACCGGCAUCCUGGACGCCAGCACGGCGGCGCAGAGCGGGGUGUCGCUGGCCCGCGCUCACUUCGAGAAGCAGCCGCCGGCCAACCUGCGCAAGUCCAACUUCUUCCACUUCGUGCUGGCCAUGUACGACCGCCAGGGCCAGCCCGUGGAGGUGGAGCGCACCUGCUUCAUCGACUUCGUGGAGAAGGAGCGGGAGCAGAACGGGGAGAAAACCAACAACGGGAUCCACUACCGGCUGCAGCUGCUCUACAGCAACGGGCUGCGCACCGAGCAGGAUUUGUACGUCCGCCUCAUUGACUCCAUGUCCAAGCAGGCCAUCAUUUACGAGGGGCAGGACAAGAACCCCGAGAUGUGCCGGGUGCUGCUGACGCACGAGAUCAUGUGCAGCCGCUGCUGUGACAAGAAGAGCUGCGGGAACCGCAACGAGACCCCCUCGGACCCCGUCAUCAUCGACAGGUUUUUCCUCAAGUUUUUCCUCAAGUGCAACCAGAACUGCCUGAAAAACGCUGGGAACCCGCGGGACAUGCGGCGCUUCCAGGUGGUGGUGUCCACCACGGUGCACGUGGACGGCCACGUCCUGGCUGUGUCCGACAACAUGUUUGUCCACAACAACUCCAAGCACGGCCGGCGCGCCCGGCGCCUCGACCCCUCCGAAGCCACCCCCUGCAUCAAGGCCAUCAGCCCCAGCGAGGGCUGGACCACGGGCGGUGCCACCGUCAUCGUCAUCGGGGACAACUUCUUCGAUGGCCUCCAGGUGCUCUUCGGCACCGUGCUGGUGUGGAGCGAGCUCAUCACCCCCCACGCCAUCCGCGUGCAGACCCCCCCCCGCCACAUCCCGGGGGUCGUGGAGGUGACAUUGUCCUACAAGGCCAAGCACUUCUGCAAGGGCGCGCCGGGACGCUUCGUCUACACCGCCCUGAACGAGCCCACCAUCGAUUACGGCUUCCAGCGGCUGCAGAAGGUGAUCCCGCGGCACCCCGGGGACCCCGAGCGCCUGCCCAAGGAGGUGCUGCUGAAGCGUGCGGCCGACCUGGUGGAGGCGCUUUAUGGGGUACCCCACAGCAACCAGGACGUGCUGCUGAAGCGGGCGGCCGACGUGGCCGAGGCGCUCUACAGUGUCCCCAGGGCCCCCGCGCAUGUCACUGUCCCCUCCUUCGGCGGGGGACAGCUCGGCCUCGCCAUGGGCGACUCCCCGCAGGGCUCCGAACAAGUCCUGCCCGCCAGUCCCCCUCUGGGCGCCUCGUCCGUCGCUGUCACCUCGGGCCCGGGCACGGCCACCUCGCCCGGUGGCUUCUCCUUCUCUCCGGUGACGAUGAUCUCGGCCGUGAAGCAGAAGAGCGCCUUCGCCCCCGUGCUGCGGCCACAGGGGUCCCCCCCGCCCGCCUGCGCCAGCGCCCUGCAAGACCCAGCUUUCGAGGACUCGGACAAAUUCCACGCUCCGGCGCGGCCGCUCCAGGGAUUGGCCUAUUCCUAAGGAAGGCGUGUCCAGAGGGGCUCCGGACCCCCCAUCCCGCCGGGACAAGGACUGGGGACAUCCCUGUCCCCUGUGCCCUCCCCUCAGAGCUGGGCGGAGCCGCCACGCGGAGCGGGAUGAGGGGACCCGGCCCCCUGAUGUCCCCACCCCCGGUGGCCCCGGUCUGGCCCGGCUGAGGGGGGACUUGGGGCAAUCCUGGAAUGAGCCAAAAUUCCUGGGUUCGGCCUCGGGAAGAGGCGGAGAGAGCCGGGAAUGGGACAGAGGAGGGAGCGGGGUGGAGGCGCCGGGAUGGGCGGGAGGGGUGGGCCAGGAUGGGAGGGAUGAUCCAAGGUGGGAUGGAUGCUCCAAGGUGGGAUGGAUGUUCCAAGGUGGGAUGGAAGCUCUGGAAAAGGAAGGAUGAUCCAGGUGCGAUGGAUGAUCCAGGUGAGAUGGAAACUCCAGGAUGGGUUGGAUGAUCCAAGUGGGAUGGAUGCUCUGGGUUGAGAUGGAUGUUCCAGGUUGGGAUGCGUGAUCCAAGGCAAGAUGGAUGAUCCAGGAUGGGCUGGAUGCUCCAGGUGGGAUAGAUGCUCCAAGGUUGGAUGGAUGUUCCAAUAUGGGAUGGAUGCUCCGGAAAAGGAUGAUCCAAGGUGGGAUGGAACCUCCAUGAUGGGUUGGAUGAUCCAGGGGGAUGGAUGAUCCAAGAUGGGAUGGAUGUUCCAAGGUGGAGUGGAUGAUUCAGGAGGGCUGGAUGAUCCAGGAUGGGAUGAAAGCUCUGGAAUAGGAUGGAUGAUCCAAGGUGAGAGGGAUGAUCCAAGAUGGGGUGGAUGCUCUGGAAAAGGAAGGAUGAUCCAAGGCAGGAUGAAUACUCCAGGAUGGAAGGGAUGUUCUAGGUGGGAUGGAAGCUCUGGAAAAGGAUGGAUGAUCCAGGUGGGAGGGAUGAUCCAAAGUGGGAUGGAUGCCCUGGAACAGGGUGGAUAUUGAGGAUUAGAGGGAUCAUCCAGGAGGAGAUGGAUGCUCCUGGGCAGGGGGGAUGAUCUGGAGUGGGAUGAAUGGAUGGAUGGAUGGAUGAUAGAUGGUGGGGAAG
This is a messenger RNA of Pyrgilauda ruficollis (rufous-necked snowfinch), 2632 nucleotides long. Its product is annotated as transcription factor COE4-like. The transcript has 15 exons. The record is from RefSeq and is a predicted model, not a curated record. The coding region runs from base 1 to 1569 and encodes 522 amino acids. Gene Ontology annotation, molecular function: DNA-binding transcription factor activity, RNA polymerase II-specific; RNA polymerase II cis-regulatory region sequence-specific DNA binding. NCBI's taxonomy places the organism in Eukaryota, Metazoa, Chordata, Aves, Passeriformes, Passeridae. Gene Ontology annotation, biological process: regulation of transcription by RNA polymerase II.